AUGAUGGCUACUCUACUCCCUCUCUGGCUUAAGGCUGACGAUGUGCCAGAGCCACAUCCCCCCAAUUGGCGCAUGGAUCGAGUUUUUCGCCCUGUCUGGACGGAUGAAACGAAUACUGAAGGUGCCAUGACCUUCAUACCGCUUCUCAAACGCAUCAACCGUUCUCACCGUGGGCUGGAGGACAAUCAUAGACAUGGUCGAUUCAAGGCUCACCCUGCACUGCAACGGACGUUGGAUACACCAGGACCUUUGACGCUGGAGGGUGACCUUGCCGAGCGAAUAAACAAGAUCGCCAUCACCCAGUCAGAGAACGGAUCCUUCGAACUGGCCAGCACAAGGACUUUUCAUCAGGCUGUGUUCUCUAAGGCCUACCAGCCCCCAACACCACCACCCUAUCACCCACCGAUGAUCGCACCCCCAUCACCACUCACGCCCCUAUUCUUUCCUAACUCGGACCCCCUCGAACCCCGCAACGACGUCCCCCUGUUCCUGCUGAUCGGUGUCAUCCUGGCUACCAUCUGGCGAUAUUACUUUGUUUUCGUCAUGGAGGACCAAGCGUUUGACCCCCGCAUCGUCCUUCCUGCUGUAGACCUGGCGAUCACCCAAGCCCAUGCUCAGCUGGCAGAGAAGAAGCGCCAGAGCGAGGAACGCCAACCCCCUCCCACGGCCGAGCCGCCUCCGACCGGCACCAACCAUCCUAUCUAA
Molecule: messenger RNA, 705 nt
Organism: Linnemannia hyalina
Lineage: Eukaryota; Fungi; Mortierellomycota; Mortierellomycetes; Mortierellales; Mortierellaceae
Source: the annotation of a GenBank genome assembly